AUGCCCAUCCCCAGCAAGCACCCCAACAUCGGCCGCUCGCAGAGCUGGGACGCUGCCGGCUGGUAUGAGGGAAACUGGGAGAGCGAGAACGCCUUUGAGUACCAGAGGCCACCGGGCCGGAGGAGCUCCCUGACCUAUGGCGGUGAGGGCAGCUGGUACGAGCCACCGCGGGCGAAUGAUAUCAUGUUGCAGGGCGGUGCGGAGCUGAAGCAAGAGGCGUACCCGUACCAGGAUGCCACCUUCGCACCGGGGCCCCUGAGGAAGGGCUCUGUCCCCGACUUUACCUACUGCGACCGCCCGGGACCCAUGGCUGGCCGGGGCUCUCUGCCACCCCAGGAUUAUUACAGCGACCCGUCGCUGUCGGCGAGGUCACCCAAGGACCCCCGCUGCUACCGGGACCACGUGGCGGGCAGGCCGCUGGCGAGCUACGGGGCACCGGGCAGCCGGCUGUCCUGGGACCAGACCUCAGCGCGCCCGCCUGCCCCACCAGAUGCCACCCGCCUCUACAGAGACCCCAAGCUGGCCCUGGAUGGGCAGCGGAUGCGUGGCAGAGAUGUGUCCCCAGCGUGGUACGGCACGGAGCCCCCCGGCCCGCGGUACGCGGCAGAGCCGCCUGCUUUCCCCGGCAGGCCCGGCUACAGCGAUGGGGCAGAGCGGCCUCCCGAGGCUGCGGUGGCCAGGCAAGCCACCCCCACCUGCCUGGUGGUGGAUCCCACCACCAGCACCGGCACCAGCUAUGGGCCAGGCAGGGAGAGCACCGGCACCAAGGGUCCCUACGACAGCUACGAGCCGGUGGUGGCGACACCUUCCCACCCGCCGGUGCCCCCCGCCUUCCCUGGGUCAGAGGGCAAGAGGAGCUUUGACCCCGAGUUUGUGGCGCUGCUGCGAGCGGAGGGCGUCUCGGAGAGCACCUUCGCUGCCCUGCUGCAGCAGGGCUUCGACUCCCCAAACCUGCUGGCCAUGAUGGAGGAGAACGACAUCAAGUCGGUGGCGCCCAACCUGGGGCAGGCCCGCGUGCUGUCCCGCAUCGCCCACAACUACAAGGCAGAGAUGCAGCUGCAGAGACAGGAGCGCAGGAGCGGGGCGCUGCGCCCCAGGACCCGCUCCAACAGCUUCAGCCACCGCAGCGAGCUCCCUGCAGAAUACGGGGUGCCCGCCGUGGAUGGCCCUGGCAGCUCGCAGCACCCGCCGCCCCUGCAGCCGCUGUCCCCAAGAGGUGUAGACAUACACCGCCGACCAUCCAGCGCCCCGACCCAGCACUUGCUGGAGACCACCAACUACCCGGCCCCCGCGGGGGCUCCUCAGGGGCCACACUUCCUCCCCGGUUCGGGAUACAACACCCCCCUGCCUUGCAGCACACACCCACGUCCCCCCUCUGCCUACUCUGCUCCCGUCGGCUUGCCCAUGACAGCGGCCAACCCUCAUGCCAGCCCCAGCCCCAAGACGGCGUACCCCACCACCUACACCGUGCCCAUGGAGCUGAUGAAGAGGGAGAGGACAGCGGUGGCGUCACCGGCACCCAGCCCCCACAGCAGCCCCCAGCUCCUCCGGCGGCCGGGGACAGCAGGGGACAGCAGCCUGGCACCCACUGGACCCGCCUUCCCUGCCCAGCUCUCCCCAUACCCGAAGCUCAGCAGGCGCACGGGGCCUCCUGUCAUCGUCUCCACCAUGGCAUCACCUGAACCAAGUAUCCGCCCGCAGAUCAUGAACGGCCCCAUGCACCCCCGGCCCCUGGUGGCACUGCUGGAUGGCAGGGACUGCACUGUGGAGAUGCCCAUCCUGAAGGACCUGGCCACGGUGGCCUUUUGUGAUGCACAAUCAACUCAGGAGAUCCACGAGAAGGUGUUGAAUGAAGCUGUGGGGGCCAUGAUGUACCACACCAUCACCCUGACCCGGGAGGACCUGGAGAAGUUCAAGGCCUUGAGGGUCAUCGUCCGAAUAGGCAGCGGCUACGACAACAUCGACAUCAAGGCUGCUGGGGAGCUCGGGAUCGCCGUGUGCAACAUCCCCUCAGCCGCCGUGGAGGAGACGGCCGACUCCACCGUGUGCCACGUGCUCAACCUGUACCGGCGGAACACGUGGCUGUACCAGGCUCUGCGCGAGGGCACGCGGGUGCAGAGCGUGGAGCAGAUCCGGGAGGUGGCCUCGGGAGCCGCCCGCAUCCGCGGAGAGACGCUCGGACUCAUCGGCUUCGGUCGCACUGCGCAGGCGGUCGCGGUCCGAGCCAAGGCCUUUGGCUUCAACGUGAUCUUCUAUGACCCGUACCUGCAGGAUGGCAUCGAGCGCUCCCUGGGCGUCCAGCGGGUCUACACCCUGCAGGACCUGCUCUACCAGAGCGACUGCGUCUCCUUGCACUGCAACCUGAACGAACACAACCACCACCUGAUCAACGACUUCACGAUUAAGCAGAUGAGGCAGGGAGCGUUCCUGGUGAACACGGCCCGUGGGGGGCUGGUGGAUGAGAAGGCCUUAACCCAAGCCCUGAAGGAGGGACGGAUACGAGGGGCCGCGCUCGACGUGCACGAGUCAGAACCGUUCAGUUUUGCUCAAGGCCCAUUGAAAGAUGCUCCCAACCUGAUCUGCACCCCACACACAGCCUGGUACAGUGAGCAGGCAUCCCUAGAGAUGAGAGAAGCUGCUGCCACCGAAAUCCGACGUGCGAUCACAGGGCGCAUCCCAGAGAGCCUAAGGAACUGCGUGAAUAAGGAAUUCUUUGUCACGACGGCUCCGUGGUCAGUAAUAGACCAGCAGGCGAUUCAUCCCGAGCUCAAUGGUGCCACGUACAGGUAUCCCCCUGGGAUGGUCAGUGUGGCACCAGGAGGAAUCCCAGCAGCUAUGGAGGGCAUCAUUCCUGGAGGCAUCCCUGUCACUCACAACCUUCCCACAGUGGCACAUCCUUCCCAAGCUCCAUCGCCCAACCAGCCCACAAAACACGGGGACAACAGGGAACAUCCCAACGAGCAAUAGCAGAUAAUUUAAAAACCAUUCAAUAAACUUAGGACCAAGAGACAUUGGAAAAGAAGUUAUACAUGAACUAAAAGAGAAGAAUUUGAUAUGGAAUUUGUAAUGUUGAUUUUGGACAGACGCAUCAUUGGUGUUCCAGUGUUCCCGACAAAGUGACAGCAGCCAAGACUGGGGAGAAGCUCUGGAGAAGUCACCUGCUCCCUGCAGUGCUGAAAACUAGGAUGUGAUACAUUAAUGAGCAACUUCUGUUAUUGUGUGUUGAGUUUCCUUCAUCUGUGCAUCAAUCACAUGAAUAAAAAUGAAUUUCUUUCCCCCCCUCAAUUCCUUGGGAAGGACAGGGCUCCUGCACUGUGGCCAGGCCACUGAAUUAAGCCAUCUUUACAGAGUUAACAAGAAACCAUUGUGUGGCUUCAGCCCUUUUCCUUUCUCUUGCAUCUGGUGACCUCUCUAACAGGGGGCAGCAGUCCUGGCUUAGAAGUGGAAGAAAAAUAAAAAGAAAAUACUCCUCCUCCUCCUUCUUUUUGCAGUCUCACAGGGCCAGUGCUGUGUAACAGAAGUUCUCCUGCCAGGUCUAAGUUCCAGCCAUUCCAGCCAGGAUCUGUGGGAUGGGAAGGGCAGAAAGGGCUCCUGGCACUGACCAUUGCCCUCCCAGGCUAAGGAAAACCAAACUGCCAGUCUCUUCUCUGCCCAAUACACUGAAUAAAGUAGCUGUGCAUCCACCUACGCCCUGCAAUGAUGCAAGAAAAAAUAAAAGAAAAAAAAAAGAAAAAAAAAGGAAAAAAAAGAAGAAAGUAUUAAAUUUCACACACUAUUUGUACUCAAAUAUAUUUUCUCAGUUUUAAAUCUGCAGCUAUUUUAUCAAGUGGAAAAAGUCUUGAGCUGGAAAGGGUUCAAGAAUAAUGUUGCAUUUCCUUAUGUCUCAGGAAACACUUUUUAUGGUAACUUGUCAGACUGUCUAUGAACAAAAUCCACUUUUUUAGACAUUGAUAAAAGUCUUCUUUUCUUCACGUGAUAUUUUAUACAAGAACACUUCAAGAUGUGUUAUUAGAUGUGACUGAUUUUAACAAAUCCUAUUAGAUUUGUAUCAACUAGCUACAUGUUAUAUUCAUAGUCUUUGUGAAUCAUCGCCUUUUUGUUUUUAAAGAUGGCCUGUUUUGAGCCUUUGUAUGGGUACAUUCCUGUUUCUGUGACAAAAAAAAAAAAAAAAAAGAAAUCUUGAGCUGUCCCAAACAGACAAAAAAAGAAACCAAUGGCUAUCAGUAUGUUUUGUUUUAGUGUGUUACCGUUACUGUAUUUGUUUAUUGUAAAGGUGGACAUUUAGCGUUCAGUGCAGUUUUCAAUAAAAAGUGAUAAAAUUUCUAUAAUUUCUGAAAGGCAAGAGCUCUCGCUGCAAUCUGGGGCUUGGAGACACAGAGGUAACCAUGAGGUACAGAAACAUAAUUCUGGUCACACCUGGUGAAUAUUUACUCCAGUGGGAGGGGAAGGUCUCUUCCAACUCAGACCAUUCUGUGAGCACUGUGGGUUUCCACUAAGCAAGCUACAAAGGCAGCUACAAUUCAAACAACGUUUUCUGUACAUUCUCAAGAGCUGAAGCAUUAUCAAACCAUUGGAAAAUAAAGUGAAAAAAGUGCUCAAGAGGUGCUGGUGGCUUUGAGCCUCACUGGGCAAAAGGCCUGUUCUUGUUUCCACCCUUCUUUCCCACUGUGUCCAAGUGCCACACACAUGGAGUUAGAGGGGACUAAAAACAGCUGAAACCAAAGUGUCCAAGUUACAAAACUCUGUAUUUUGUUUCCUUUAAAUUAAACUGAAAACUUGGUUACAGCUUCAAACAUCCAAAAAAGAGGUCACCUGUUACAGAGGUGAUUGCUCCUUGUCAGUGCUCAGCGCAGCCCAGCAGUGAAUUAUCUGUGACCUCUGUGAGAAACUGGGAUAAAACAGCUCAGAUACAGGGGAAGUGUUUGGUAGACACUGAAAUGACCAUCAAAACCAAGAGGAAAA
Messenger RNA from Cinclus cinclus, 4962 nucleotides. It is a transcript of the gene CTBP2, whose product is annotated as C-terminal binding protein 2. Gene Ontology annotation, molecular function: NAD binding; oxidoreductase activity, acting on the CH-OH group of donors, NAD or NADP as acceptor; transcription corepressor activity. The record is from RefSeq and is a predicted model, not a curated record. Lineage: Eukaryota; Metazoa; Chordata; Aves; Passeriformes; Cinclidae. The transcript has 9 exons. The coding region runs from base 1 to 2967 and encodes 988 amino acids.